This is a messenger RNA of Arachis stenosperma, 747 nucleotides long. RefSeq lists its product as uncharacterized. The coding region runs from base 1 to 747 and encodes 248 amino acids. The transcript has a single exon. Lineage: Eukaryota; Viridiplantae; Streptophyta; Magnoliopsida; Fabales; Fabaceae. The record is from RefSeq and is a predicted model, not a curated record.
AUGGCUAGUGAGGAGAGUUUUGUUGUUUUGGUGCACCACAGAGGAUCUGUUAAUAGAAAAACUCGUUCCGGAGUAAAGUUCACGGAUAAGAAUCCUCUAUGUAUUGUCAUAACAUCUACGACGAGUUACGAUGACCUUGUUAGCGCUGUACUAAUGAAGCUUGGUCUGGAGGGUGCGAAGCGGAUAAAGAAGUUUUUCUAUCGCAUUCCAGUCACGGUGCUACAGAAUACGGUGAAGUAUGAUUGCUUCACGAUUAAUAAUGAUGCGGACUUGCAAGUAAUGUUUCUCUGUCGGCGGCAGUUUCCGGAGGUGAGGACACCAGAGUUGUUGGCCCGGCUGGUUGAUGUUGUAUCCAGCUCCGGCGGUUCGAACAGGAAUACGAACACUAUAGCGAAUGCAGCAGGUUCUAGUUCCCGGCCUGCCGUUGCUUCCUCGUCCGUCCCUGUGUACGAACCAGUGGUCCAACAUGUCGCCUCCCCAUCUUUCGCUGUUGACCUCAAUGCCACCGAAGGCGACGAGGUAGUGGAAAGGGAAAAUUUGCCGAACGCUUUAGUGGGAGUUGCACCUGUUGGCGUAGGAGACGGUUUUUUGGACGAUGAAGACGAGGAUGACGUCGAGCCGGAUAUGAUUGACGAUGAUAGCGCUGAUGAUAUUGGAGCGACUGGGCCUGCAUUGGAGGUAGGUGGUUCUAGCUCUGGCACACAGCAGUAUCCACCACAUUUUCCUCAUUGGACUUGGACGCCAUGA